Molecule: messenger RNA, 1023 nt
Organism: Penicillium lagena
Lineage: Eukaryota; Fungi; Ascomycota; Eurotiomycetes; Eurotiales; Aspergillaceae
Exons: 1
Coding region: 1-1023 (340 amino acids)
Source: RefSeq, a predicted model, not a curated record
AUGUUUGCCAAAGUCAUCCCGCCACCCAAGUGGUCCUCCUUCCCUGCCAGCCGACUCAUGCAUCGCCGUGGCGAGUCCGAGCAAACCCCACCCAGCAGUCCGGCCAUGAUGAGCAACCGGCGCUCCAGGAUGCAGCGCCGGAGCCAUGAGAGCUCGCUUUCCUCACGCAGCUCCGUCGGACCGUCAUCAUCAGUCUGGUCGCCGCCGCCCUACACACCGAACGCGAGCAGCCCCAGCCAGCCUCAGUCGCCAGAACUCCAAGCCGACGGCGACGAGCGCUACGCCUUCCUGAAGGACUUCGACACCAUCUUCCUGGUAGACGACAGCUCCAGCAUGCGCGGCGAGCGCUGGCAAGAAGCCGAAGCGGCCAUCGCCACCAUCGCGCCCAUCUGCACGCAGUACGACGGUGAUGGUAUCGACAUCUUCUUCCUCAACCACCGCCGCGAGGUUCCGCAGGGCGUCUACGAUACGAACGAGGGUGCCUACACGAACGUAACCACCGCGGCGCAGGUACAACAGAUCUUCAGCAGCGUGCGGCCGCGCGGCGCAACACCAGUCGGCAAGCGCCUGUUGAACAUCCUGACUCCGUACCUCGCGGAACUCGAGCGCCUCGAACACGCCGCAACCAAUGCCUCCCGCCGCGGCGACGGGCAGCGAGCUGCGCAACUGGCCGCCCAGAAACCGAAGCCGAUUAAUAUCAUCGCGAUCACGGACGGCGAGUUUACUGAUGAUGCCGAGAGCAUUAUCGUUCAGGUUGCUCGCAGGCUGGAUGGUAAGGACUGCAAUGCGCUGCCGUGGCAGGUUGGGGUGCAGUUCUUCCAGAUUGGGAAUGAUGAGCGCGCGACCAAGUACCUGCAGCAAUUGGAUGAUGAUCUAGGGGGUUGGUGCCACCGGAAGAAGAUGCGGGACAUCGUUGACACGGUGCCUUGGCGGGGAGGGCAAGGGAAGACGCUGAACGCGGAUGGGAUCUUGAAGUGUGUGCUUGGGGCGGUGCAUAAGAAGUUGGAUCGGACGAGGGUGUAG